Messenger RNA from Drosophila melanogaster (fruit fly), 2796 nucleotides. RefSeq lists its product as uncharacterized. The transcript has a single exon. Lineage: Eukaryota; Metazoa; Arthropoda; Insecta; Diptera; Drosophilidae. The record is from RefSeq and is marked reviewed. The coding region runs from base 307 to 1236 and encodes 309 amino acids.
CAGUCGGUUCUCUCUCGCUCUCGCUGGAAAAAGGCAAAGGUAAACAGUGGACAAAGACACCGGUAGGGAUAACAAAGGAUUCGGAGAUUGUUUGCACCGGAAGCGGAAGUGCAGCCAUUUGCUGUAUCCCAAAAACAAGGAAAUAACUCAUACGCAAUACCGAAAUUACGCAUACGCACAGCAGACAAACAAAAGAAGUUGGAAAAUAACUGAAUAAGGAAAUUAAGCACACGCACGAUAAUAAGGAAAUUACUCAUACGCCACCGUGGCCGUUGGAUGAGCUAGGAUUUUGUGCCAGCAGAAAAUAUGGGUACACCUCAUGUCUGCUUCGCUGAUGAGCAGCAGCAGGAACUGCAACAACAGCACAGGACUGCCAGUAACGGCAGCCUGAACAACAACAACAACAAACUGGAUGUGGGCUACAACAACACCGGUGGCACUCCAUCGCCGGGCGGCAGUCUAAGCGUUUCGCCAACACCGCGCUACGAACGCAAUCUGGGCUUUUUUCGGCAGCUGAGCCGCCGCUUCGGCCUGAGGUCGCAGGAUGACCUAGUUCACUCGGAUGACGCAGCCAGCGUUGCAACAUCGAGGAGCGGCGGAGGCGGCUGUGGAGGUGGAGUAGCCGGGGUCACUCUCCAGGAGGAGGACGCGCACAGUUCAUCGACCGACUCGUGCUCCUCGGGGCGUGGCCUCAACGCACACCAGUCGCGUCUGGAGCUGAUGUCCAUGUCGUGCGCCUCCAGCGAAACGAGCAGCACGCUGGACAUCGAGGAGCAGCAGGAGCAAAUGCAGCACCAGCAGGCGCAGCAAUCGAAACGGAAGCCGAUUAGCCGAGCCAGUUUCUCGCGUCUCCAUCGUCGCUCCACAUCCUCGCUGCGUCGCGCCUUCGAGAGCCUUUCGCUAACCUCGCGUUCGCUGUCCUGCAGCGGUCCCUCACCUCCGCCACCCCUUCCCCCAGCCGGCGCACAGCCAGCAGCUGCAUUGCCUUUGAAGUCGGCUCUCAAAUCCGCAUCGAAUGUCGAGCUGCACAGGCAGCAACAGCAGCAACAAAAGCAACCAACCGGCAGGUCAUCAUCAUCGUGCUGCGGUUCGGCGUCUAAGAACAACAAGGUGAAGCCGCCGCCACAAAGGAUCCUGCGGCAGCCCGUCUCCUACACAUAUCUCAAAGGCAUGUCCGGCCUGCCAACGCAGCGAGUGCCGCGCAGCUCUGUGUGCUGUCAGUACGCCAGGCGUUAAGGAUCUCAUGAUCAAGGGUAAAUCAUCUAGAACAGUAUAUGCAGGAUAAUAAGGCACUGAAAGAAAUCAGCUAGUCAAACAAUCAUAAAAAGUACUUUCGAUUUCCUUUUAAGCCAUUCGUUUUUAUUUUUUUGUUUAAAUAUAAAUGUUAAGCAAUACAUUUAGCGCUAACAUUUUUCAUUUUAAAAAAAUUAUUCGAUUUUAUUUCAUGAUACAUUUAAUAUCAAUUAAAAUUUUAAGAGCUGCACAAAACCACGAUCGUUACAUAGCUUAGUACUUUAUUAGUUUUAAUUCAACUAAAAUUCAAAACAUUUAUAAAAUAAUUUGAAUGUUUUAAGACCCAUCAAAUCCCUUAGGUAAGUCAGCAAACCCUUAAAGAAAAAGCAAUCAUUUGUAAUUUCAGGUGGUUAAAACAUUAUUGAUAUAAUACAUAGACACCAUCUUCCACUGAAUGUUCCCUACUCCCGCGAUCCCUGAAAUUCAUUUCAAAAUCUGUGAUACAACAAUCGUAACCCUUUCCCAAGCCCUCCCACAAAAAUCUUCCUCUCCGAGUCCAUCACAACUUAUUCGAUUUAGUAAAACAUCAUCAGAAUUGGUAAAGAUCUUACAAACUUACAUGAUAAAGUUUUAUAACAAUUUGAAUAACUUUUGCACCUAAUAAAUAUGAAUUGAAUCGUAGAUGCGUAGAAUUUGUCAGAUAUAGAGCGAAUAUACACACAUUUUUCAGCGCUUUGAUGCUAGAUCAAGAUCAUUUCAUACCAAAGACUGUAAACGCAAAACAAAAUUGAGAUGAAGUUAAGAAGUUUGAUUGAAUCGAUUGGAAAAGUCACAAUAGAUUUCCUUUUUGUAUAAAUUCUUAUACAAUUCGUGCCUUUAUCAAAAAGUCAAAGCAAACAGAGAUUCGCAUAAUAAACAUUUGUUCCAGGAGAAAUCACUUAAGAAGUAUAUAUGAUAAGUUUAAACAAAAAUUUCCUUUUUAAAUGUUAAAUGGGAUCAAAAUUUGUCAGGCAUUUAUCUAUGUUUCGCAAUCCUAACUGAAUCAGCCAAAGUAAACUCUCCUAGGAAACUUAAAUUAUUUAAAUUAAGAGUUUUUAUUCAGAUAAAAGUACUAAUUUGCCAACAAUAAUUAACACACUCCAGAGAUAUAAUAAACCCAGCACUCCAGUAAGUAGAGUUCAGAUGUAGAUGAUAUAUAGCAAGUCAAAACCAGCCGCGAAACUGACUUAAGAGUAUUCAACAUAUACAUUACUUUAGCAGUUAUACACAUUUACAGUUUAUAGAGAAAAAUAUUAAAUAACGCAAACCAAGGCCUAACUAUAUAUAUAUAUAUAUAUAUAUAUAUAUGUAUAUGAAUGCAAACGCAUUGAAUCGCAAGCCAAAGCAAUAAAGUUGAAGAAUUAUACAGAACAAUAUCAACAUUAAUAUACACAUUAUAUACAGCAGCAUCUACUUAUAAAUAACUAUUUACCUAAGCAGCCAACAAGCAGCAAUGAAUUGUAAUCAUCUGAAAGGCCGAUAGCCCAAAUGCAAACAGAGUUCAAUAAAAGUGAAAUAAUUUAC